CGAUUCACUCGCGAAUCUGACACCGGUCUGUGAGGAAGCAGCUGCAACGGGGUGUGUGUCCGUGUUGUGUUUUCAGCUGUUGCUUGUGUGUGUGCGCGCGUGUGUGUGUGUGUCAGUGUGUGUGUGUUUCACCGAUGGAGUCGAACAGUGUGGCGUACGGAGCCUCGCUCGCCGGAGCGGGAUUCGAUCCAGUCAAAUUCAUCAAACAGCCUCAAACUAUUAUACGGUUCCUCAGCUGGGUGUUUGCCAUUGUGGUGUUUUCCACCAUUACCGCCGAGGGUUAUGUGAACAGCAGCGUUGAACCCCAGGUGAAGUGCGUCUUCAACAGGAAUGAAGGGGCUUGUCAUUAUGGCGUGGGCAUCGGCGUCAUUGCCUUCCUGGCCUCCUUCGCCUUCCUAUUGGCUGAUGCGCUCCUGCCUACGAUGAGCAAUGCUCAGGAGAGGAAGUAUGUGGUGAUGGCUGAUCUGGGCUUCUCAGCUGCCUGGACGUUCCUGUGGUUUGUGUGUUUCUGUCUGAUGGCGGAUCAGUGGUCAAAGACCCAAGGCACCAGAGGUAUCCCUACAGACGCCGUCCACGCCGUCAUCGCCUUCUCAUUCUUCUCCAUUGGAUCGUGGGGAGCGUUAACGUACUUCGCCCUGAUAAGGUUUCGUCAGGGCGUCACAGACGUGACCCAGAACUACACCGAUCCGCCAGCAGACCCCACAUCGCCGUAUCCCACCACCUACACGCCGCCCACAUAUCCGUCCUUCCAGAACACCGGUCAAGACAUCUUCCAGCAGCCGCCCAUCUCACCGAACCCUGACCCAUCCGGCCAGAGCAGCUACCAGCCACCCGUCUACUGACCUCUGACCUGCACAGAAACCUGAAACACAACACCAGGUCACAUGACGCCCCAGGCAGCCAAUAGGAGACUGUUUGGCAUUUUACAUGUGGCCUUAAAUGUGUAAAUAUUCUGUUUUUUUAUUUUUAUUUGGCUGUAAAUGAGUUCAGAUUUGCACUGAUGAGCUGGAAUAAAACGAUAAGUUAUUGUGGAGCAGGUCUGUCGCUCACACUGGAAUCACAGCAGCGUUUGUGUGUUUUGUUAACGUUUUCCCAGCUGAAUGAGUAGGAAUGUGGCGGAAACAAAAAGAGCCCAUUGACCCCGUUUACUAAUUGUGUUAGCUGUGCGAUUCACUUUAGAAAUGUGGUAGAGUUACCAGAUUACAUCCAGUCAAGCUGCAAUUGAGGUUUUGGGUUGUAAAUAAGGCUGUUAUGGUGCUUUUAUUUGCUUCCAAAUCUGAAAACAUCUGGUUGAAUGUAAAAACUGAUUCUCAAGGGACUGGUUUUGGAUGUGAAAAUGUUCACUGAUCCACAUAAACACACUGUGAUGCUGAUCUCUGGUGCUGUUUGUUAUGUUUUCUGGUUUACCUGCCUUACAACAUUGAUUUGAUGAAUUUUAUCCAUUACACAUGUUCAAAUCUUUUCAGAAAUUGAUUUAUUUUCAACGUUUGUUUGAUUUGCAGUUUGCUUAAUAGGUUUAGCAUUUGCUUUUUGUGCAUCUUCAGAUUACAUUUUUAUUUUAUUUUGUCUUUAAACUCAGUUUUCUCAGAAUAACCAGAUUUUUUAAGUGCAGCUAAAAACAAAAACAAUGCUUUGUAUUCUAAAUAAAAAUGAAUAAAUGAAA
Messenger RNA from Onychostoma macrolepis, 1663 nucleotides. RefSeq names its product synaptogyrin 2b (gene syngr2b). The coding region runs from base 135 to 842 and encodes 235 amino acids. The transcript is spliced from 4 exons. The record is from RefSeq and is a predicted model, not a curated record. Gene Ontology annotation, cellular component: neuromuscular junction; synaptic vesicle membrane. Lineage: Eukaryota; Metazoa; Chordata; Actinopteri; Cypriniformes; Cyprinidae.